Neocloeon triangulifer is the source of this 3910-nucleotide messenger RNA. RefSeq lists its product as uncharacterized. The transcript has a single exon. The coding region runs from base 390 to 3863 and encodes 1157 amino acids. The record is from RefSeq and is a predicted model, not a curated record. Lineage: Eukaryota; Metazoa; Arthropoda; Insecta; Ephemeroptera; Baetidae.
UCAGGGACAGGACGUGGGUCAGGACGAGGGUCAGGUCCUGGAUGAAAACUUUCUCACGCUUUUUGUUGGUCCUCAAGGUCCUCAAGCUGUACCUGUGGCUAAUGUCAUCAACUACACUGUCCAGAAUUCGAUGCUUAUCGAUCUGGACACGAAUGCCAUUGUCCCUGACACUGCAUUUCACACCCCCUCCACUCGACCUGCGCGCGUGGCGUUUACGCAAUACGCCACUCUUGACGAUGCUCAUAUGAACUCAAUUUCUGAGCAAGUUGUCACAGAUCGAGCAGGUCCCUCCAGACAUAACGUUCACUCGCUCCUCACGUGUCUGCGUGAAACAUUGACUACUGCAGAGCAACACUCUCUUUUACUGCAGAUUCAGGCUCAUGUGAAUCAUGAUGAGCGUCAACGAAAACGACCAAGAUUCUCCUCGGGCGACUCCGUUUCCUCCGAGUGACAUUCCCAGCCAAGAGAUUUAUUUGCGUAGAAAGAAUCUCAAUUAUACCAAUGAAGACGGAAUUUUGAUUGGCAAGUCUUUGUUUCAUAACAAUUAUGUUGAUUACAUCCUUCCAAAUUACGAAAAAGUUGGAGGCAUAGAAGAAUAUUUAAAAUCGCAAGAAGAAAAAGUAACAAAAUUGCUCAAAAAAGAACUUUUGGAAAAAAAGACAAUCAAGUCAAACAUGUUUUUAGUUUGCUUAUUCAGUGGUCCUUAUGACGUCACUAAAGACGCUAAUUUCAAAACAUUUAAUUCAAUGAUAUUAGAUCAAAAUGAUAUUUCCGAUUUUAUUGCCACACAGUACAAAAAAAUUUUGAAAGAGGCUGAAACUUAUUCGUUCAUGGGCAGUGGAUUUACCUUCAGGGCGGUCAAAUGCUUGGAAGUUAGGGUUUCAAAAUAUAGAUUCAUCCCCGGUUCCUGUUUCAUUUCCCUUCCCAAAUGCAUUUCUGAUAAAAAAGCAGUAACAAAUUUGAAAUGCAGUGAGGAAAAUUGCAAUAAAUGUUUCUUGCAUUGCAUUGUAGCAGCCAAGGCGAAAAGACCUGGUAGUUCAGUUCAACCUAGAAUCGAGAAAAAAUAUAUGAAAAAGUUUACGUGGAAUAUCACUUUUCCAGUUGGAAUUCCCGAAAUCAAGCAGUUUAUGAAGGAUAACCCUCAAUUAUCGAUCAAUGUUUUUUCUCUGGAUGAAAAGAAUAACAUUUUUCCAAUGUUUGUUCCACGAAAAAAAUGUAAAGAACACUAUAACCUUCUUUACAUUUGCUCGCGAGGAAAAGCUCAUUAUUGUUUAAUCAACGAUUUGUCCCGUCUGAUUGGAUCUUCGUUAUCAAAAAUAAAGGUAAAAAAAGAAAUAUGCACACGCUGCCUUUUACAUUUUCAUUCAGUUGAAAAAUUAAACGAUCAUGAAAUUAGAUGCAGCAAAGGCAAACUUACACAUCUCUCCCUUCCAAAACCUGGUUCGGUAUACAAAUUUGAAAAACAUGGUGCUGCUCUGCCUGUCCCUUUUCUCAUAUCAAUGGACCUAGAAAGUUUUCUUGUGCCUGUCGAUUCAUGCAUGCGCGAUCCUUCUAAAAGCUACUCUGAAAUUGUACAAAUCCACGAGCCGUUUUCAUUUGGCGCCGCGUUGCAUUCCAUCUACGAUCAAUCUCAAGUUUCAAAUGUUCCAUUAGGUUAUCAUUCAAAAAUAACCGAUGGAAAACGACUCGGAGUUGAAAUUAUUAAUUAUCUAGAUUCCGUUUCGCAGGAAAUUGCAAAGAUAUUUUCGCGAGACUGUCCAAUUCAAAUGUCAGCCGCAGACGAAGAAGGUUUUCAGGCGGCUGAUAAAUGCUACGUUUGUUCAAAACAAUUUACCGAGAACAAUGUAAAAGUACGUGAUCAUGAUCAUUUGAUUUCGGACCGAAAUAAUUACAGAGGAGCUGCUUGCUCAAGUCCCUGCAAUCUGAACAUGAAAAAGGUUAAAUUUGUACCUAUUUUCAUAAUGAAUCUCUCGAAUUAUGACGGGCAUUACCUGGUAAAGCUUUUCCUUUCUCACAAAUUCAACAUAAACGUUAUACCUUGCACCAGUGAAAAAUAUAUUAGUUUUUCAAUUAGAAUCAAUAAAAUUGAAUUUAGAUUUCUCGAUCUGUACAGAUUUUUCCCAGAGUCGUUAGAUUCGCUCGCUGCAGUCCUUCCUUUUGACAAAUUUCAUCAGACAAAAUUAUAUUUUGACCCCUCUGUUCACGAUUACGUGUGCAAAAAAGGGGAAUUCCCCUAUCAAUUUUUGACCGGACCUGAAAGGUUGAACGCUAGCUCACUGCCAGAAAAGUCAUUUUUUUACAAUGAUUUAAGCGAUACAGCAAUUAGCGACGAGGCUUAUGAAAGGGCAAAAACAAUAUGGAGAAUAUUUAAAUGUCGUACGUUUAAGGAUUUUGUGGACGUUUAUCAAAAACGUGAUGUGUUGUGUGCUUUGGACGUGCUUUUGUUCUACAGAGAGUUGAUAUUUAAUAAAUUCAAAAUAGAUCUCUGUCACUUUUUGACCAUUAGUCAGCUCUCUGUUAAUUUGAUGCUAAAACAUACGGGUAUAGAAAUAGAACUUUUGACUGAAAGUGAAAUAUACGAUUUUGUCGACUCUUCAAUAAUGGGAGGUAUUAGUGUUGUAAACAAAAGAUUUGAAACAGCAAGUGAAACUUGCCGUAUUUUCUAUACAGACUGUACGGCGUUGUACUCGUUCAUAAUGCUUACUUUUCCUCUACCCUAUGCAAACUACAAAUUCAUUUCGCCAGAGGGAUUUGAUUGGAAAAAUAUCAAUCCAUUGGGUGAAAAGGGUUAUGUUUUAGAAAUAGAUUGCUCUUUCAAUGAUAACGUUCAUCAGCGUUUGAGCUGCCUACCCCCCUUCCCGAUAAAAAAAUGUCCCCCUAACGCAUUGUUUGAAAAAUUGAUUUUGGACUUUGAACCCAAAAAGAAGUACAUUACAUCAUUGGCUAUGCUCCAGCAAGCUUCUGCCUUGGGGGUGUCGAUAGAUAAAAUUCAUAGGGUUUUGGAAUUUAGUCAAAAGAAUUACAUGCGUCCUUAUGUUGAAAUAUUACAAAAAUUUCGAUCUGACGCAACUUGCACCAGUGAAAAAAAUCUGUGGAAAUUAAUUUGCAAUAGCACCUUUGGAAAAAUGAUUGAGGACCUUAAAAAAAGGAAAUUGAUCAAGCUCGUUUCCAGCGAUCGGGCUUUGCAAAAACUCGUAAAAAAACCUACAUUCAUUGAUCGAAUUAUCUUAUCCGAAGGAAUGGCAAUUGUGGAAAUGCAUAGAGGUAAAAUUGUCUUGGAUAGGCCGAUUAUUGUGGGGCAGAAUAUUUUAUUUUGGAGUAAAUAUUACAUGUACUGGUUUUUCUACGACGUUUUGAAGAAAAAAUUUGGUUCAAGACUAACUCUCUGUCUUAUGGAUACUGACGCAUAUAUUGUCUCUAUAAAAUCGGAUAAUUUUUAUCAGGAAAUGAAAUCGAUCUCACAAUACUUUGAUUUUAGCUCUCUCCCUCCUUCACACCCAUUGUACUCGACUGAUAAUGCAUGUGUGUAUGGUAGCUUUAAGGAUGAAACAAAAGGCGUUGCCAUUAAGCAAUUUGCAGCUCCUCGUAGCAAAAUGUAUUCAUUUGUGUGUAACGAUGAGGAGGUAAAAAAAGCCAAAGGCGUGAAACGUUCGGCUAUUUGUAAACUUACUCAUGAAGACUAUGUCAAUUGUGUUUUGAACAAUGCGAGGAAAUAUUCUAGUUUUUACAAUAUUAACUCUAAGGAUCAUGAAUUGUACACGAUGAAAAUCCAAAAAUUGGCUUUGGAUUCCUCCGAUGACAAAAGAAAAAUUUUGGAUGAUGGAAUAUGUACACUGCCAUAUGGUCAUUAUGCUUUGAGAUGAUUUGCGUGCAAUAAAAAAAUAUUUUGAAAAAAUACCAUGUAUUUUAA